UGAAAGUCUAUUUCCAGUACCCGAGCAGGAGCUUGAUGAUGAAAGAAUGAACGAGAGGAGCUCGUCCUUAAAACUUCCCAGCGUCAACUUGCGUACCGCGACCAGAGACGGACCGCAGGCCCGUUGCGGGCAGCAACGGCAGGAGCACCAGCAGAGCGUUUCAUCAUCUUCCCAGCAGCACUUUCUCCCGCAACAGCUCAUACUGAGCGACUCCGACACUAAUUUUCAGUCUUCUUGCGGGGGCAGCAAGAAAAAGCACUUGCAGGAGCACGACGACUGCCAUUAUGCUUCUGGUUAUGCUGUGCAGCGCAACGCUUAUAAAGUCGUGCACACGACCAUCAAGGCAGCGUCCGGUGCGACCUCGGAGGCCGGGUUCUGCACGGCCUUGUCCUCCUGCGAAUCAACCGCCGGCGGAGGGGAUUCCGGUGCCGUUCCGCGGUCUAGCACGACGACUUGUGGUGGGGGCUCAGCUGCACCAGGAGCUCCGAGUACAACCGGUGGGGCCGCCGACCACGGCGGCGAAGACGUUUUUGG
Messenger RNA from Amoebophrya sp. A120, 534 nucleotides. The record is from the annotation of a GenBank genome assembly. NCBI's taxonomy places the organism in Eukaryota, Dinophyceae, Syndiniales, Amoebophryaceae.